Molecule: messenger RNA, 3181 nt
Organism: Varanus komodoensis (Komodo dragon)
Lineage: Eukaryota; Metazoa; Chordata; Lepidosauria; Squamata; Varanidae
Product: perilipin-3-like
Exons: 8
Coding region: 98-1513 (471 amino acids)
Biological process (GO): lipid storage; positive regulation of triglyceride storage
Cellular component (GO): lipid droplet; cytosol
Source: RefSeq, a predicted model, not a curated record
GCCCCAGAAGUUGUGGCCACGCCCACCACUGGGAGCGGAUCAGUCGCCAGGCUGGGCUUUGAGGGGAUCGGGUCGGUUGCUUACCCAGGGGGCUACCAUGUCGUCCGAAGGAAGCGAUGUGCAGCAGCAAGCCGUUCCCGCUGGCAAAGAGGCCGAGCCCCAGAACGCGGUGGUCCGUAUGGCCAACCUGCCGCUGGUGAGCUCGACCUACAACAUGGUCUCCACAGCCUAUACCUCCACGAAAGAGACUCACCCUUACCUCAAGUCCGUCUGCGAUGUGGCCGAGAAGGGGGUGAAGACCAUCACGGCUGCGGCCGUUAGCGGCGCCCAGCCCCUCCUCACCAAACUGGAGCCACAAAUUGCAACAGCUAAUGAAUAUGCAUGCAAAGGACUGGAGAAGCUGGAGGAAAAGCUGCCCAUCUUGCAACGGCCCUCCGAGAUGGUGGUAGCAGACACGAAGGAGCUGGUCUCCACCAAAGUGGUUGGCGCCCGGGACGCCGUCUCCAGCACCGUGAACGGGGCCAAGAGUGCCGUGAGCAGCGGCGUCAGCGGGGUGAUGGACAUGGCCAAGGGGGCCGUGCAGGGCAGUGUGGAGAUGACCCGGUCGGUGGUGGCCGGCGGCGUGAACACCGUCAUGGGCUCCAGAGUGGGGCAGAUGAUGGCGACCGGCAUGGAUGCCGUGCUGGUCACCUCAGAGAAGCUGGUGGACCAGUACCUCCCCAUGACAGAUCAAGAGCUGGCCAUGCUGGCCACCUCCGUGGAGGGUUUUGAGAUGGCCACCGUGGAGCAGCAGAGGCAGGAGCGGAGCUACUUCGUGCGCUUGGGGUCGCUGUCGACCAAGCUCCGCCACCGUGCCUUCCAGCACUCCCUGGCCAAGCUGAAGGAGGCGAAGCAGAGCACCCAAGACAUCCUCUCUCAGCUUCACCAAACCAUCGUGCUGAUCGACCAUGUCAAACAGGGUGUGGACCAGAAAUGGCAUGGUGCUCAGGAAAAGCUGCACCAGAUGUGGUUGGACUGGAGUCAGAAGCAAACUGGGAGUGAUAAACCCUUGGACCCAUCUGCUCACCCAGAGGUGGAGUCCCAGGCCCUCGCCUUGUUCCGGGGGCUCACACAGCAGCUGCAGCUCUCCUGCCUAACGCUCAUGUCCAACGUCCAAGGGCUGCCUGCCAGUAUCCAGGACAAAGUCCAGCUGGUCCGACACGUUGUGGAAGACUUUUGCGCUUCCUACUCAUCUGCCAGUUCCUUCCAAGAGGUGCCCACGGCCGUCUUGCUGCAGAGCUGCGAACGGAUCUCCAAGGCACGCGGGUCCGUUGAUGAGAUGGUGGACUACGUCGUGCAGAAUGUGCCCCUCCCCUGGGUGGUGGGCCCCUUUGCCCCCAGUUUGGUGGAACGCCCCGAUGUGCCGAUGGAUGACUACGGGAAAGACAGCGAUGGCCUCCAAGCCCUGGGAAAAGACCACAAGGAGCCUGGGAGCCUGCAGGAGGAAUGCGCCGAGCCACAGAAGGGCCCAUAAGGAUGCCUCCAGGUUUCAGACAUGAGCAGUGGCUCCUAAGAACUCUAGGAAUUACCUGGAAGAGAGCCUUUGGCACUCUUGCAGUACGAUACUUCCUAGUAGUUUCUGAGUGAGCCCAGGUUCAGCGGCAUCUGUCUCAUUUCAAACGUGCCUUUUUAGAAUCUUUUGCCUUGCUGUGAGCCUUGAGCCCCACAAAUUGGAGGUGGGCAUUUUAUGUCUGUAGGAUUAAAAUAGCUGUGAAUAUAAAGUAACCAUGUUUCUGGACCCCCAAGGAUGGUGGAGGCAGGGUCUUUGUUGCCAACCAUUCUGCCCUUUCCAAAAUGACCCGCUGCCUUGUUCGCAUCAGCCGGGGGUGUCCCUGGCUCUUGUGCACACUUUCCCAAAAGUUGCACUCUGUUGCAAAGUGCCCCAGUAAAUUAAGAAAGGGAAGAGCUAUCCAGCGUCACGUCUGUCAUUGCUCAGCCAAUGGUCCUUUCACACAACCUGCAAUGAGAAGGCAGCCUGACAUUUUUUAGAUGGAGAGAAGUAGGGUAAGUUGAUGUGCUAAUCAAACACGUGAAAAUCAGGUUGCUAGAAUUUCUGGGUAUAUUCUUUGUGGAGAGAAGGGAUCGGGGAACGAAGAUAAGUGGUUUAAAUUUGGUUGGGAGGAGGGAGAGCUAUGUGGCUUCAUAUGCAAUGCAACCUUUCCAUUUUCUAGUGCACCGAAAGGAGAACCAGGUCAUGUGAUUGUCCUAAGCAAGCUUUAGUGCCUACAUGAUGUGUUUAAGUACAAUACCCAUGUUGCCUGGGAUUGAUGGGAGUUGUAGGCCAACACAUUUUCAGGAAGCUAGGAAUGACAGUGAAAUCUGCCAUGGAUGCAAAUGAGUUUGGAUUUGUAUGACUGCAAAUUUUCAAAUACAAAAAAAUGAAUACAUACCCUCUACAGCUAUGUAUGAACUUGCAUACUAGUUUCCCAGAAUGUUAAUUAACUUGCACUGGUGGAAAAAUAUUCAUUUAAAAAGCCAGCCCAAAAUGCACAUUUCCCCCCAAAGCUACAAUGUAAAAUACACAUGGUAGAGGGAAAUUGUCGUUUUCAGACAUGCAAGAUUGUGCAAGUGCAUGCAAAUACAAAUUAAAGAAAUGGAAGAAAAGCUAAUCAAGUGAGCAGAUGAUUGGAACAAAAGGGACUUGACAAUCCAUUAAAAAGAGAGAGGAUUUAACAGCAUCAGUACUCUCUUUAAACAAUUCAGCCCUUGCAGCAAAUGCAGUGGCAAAGGAUUCUGGGGGUUGUAGGCAGAAACCUCUUGCCUGCCACUAGAGUCAUGGAAUGCCUUGUUGUAUGCCUCUGCCUGGCAUGGCUUUCAGGUUUUCCCACUACCUUUCCCCUCCAACAAAAUGUUCAACUUUCAACACUCCCAACUGCCUUUGGAGAAAAGCUGCAAUUGGUGUGGCAUCAUUUCCCAUUUCCCCUCUCUUCACAUGCUCUCAAAAAGAUGCAUUCAGUCUGUUUUGGUCUGGAAUACUUCUAGCAUGGGCUCAAAAGGGUGGAUUGUUCUUGUAAAUGAAUAUUGAUCCAAAAAGGGCCAUUCCAGCCAGUCCCGCAAAGUGCCAGCAACAUGUUGUACCACUGUAGAAUGGCCAGUGUUUUUAAUUAUUUCAUUUUUCCAAAAUAAAAAGUCUUCUAAACUA